Molecule: messenger RNA, 6777 nt
Organism: Ixodes scapularis (black-legged tick)
Lineage: Eukaryota; Metazoa; Arthropoda; Arachnida; Ixodida; Ixodidae
Gene: Hs6st
Product: heparan-sulfate 6-O-sulfotransferase 2
Exons: 5
Coding region: 304-1461 (385 amino acids)
Cellular component (GO): membrane
Molecular function (GO): heparan sulfate 6-sulfotransferase activity
Source: RefSeq, a predicted model, not a curated record
GGCAACAUUGGGCAGACCUUCAAAACAAAAAGCAAAAGAAAAAAGCAAAACAAAGUCACAAAGUUUCCGCCGUUUCCGCGAUGUCUGUUUGUCUGGCGCUGGCAAGCUGCUUUCUUCGCAGCCUCCGUCGCCUCCGCGUGUAACAACAACAUCCUCGAAGCGCAAGACUCCGCCAACCCCGCUCCGCUCGUGCGCGGACAGCCGCAGUGUCGGUCAGCAUGCGUGGGCGAUGUCGGCACCGGACCCCGUCGACGAUGACGGCGGCCGCCCCAGCGGUACGGCGGUGAUGCCAGCGGACGGGCCAUGGGCAUGGAGAGCGGAGGUCGGCUCUGCAUGAAGGCCGUGCUGUUGGCCCUGGCGCUCCUCACGCUCAUCUCCCUGCUGGCCAUCGGCUACCUGUGUCCCCAGAGCGUGUGCAGCGCGGGCAAGCUGGGCCUUGUCGGCCGCGGCUCGCGGGACAGCAUGGGCGGACCGCUGUCCUUCCUUUCCCAGCCGCUGCGGUCGGACAGGCGCAACAAGCUGUCCUUCGACGACAUGCUCGGCGACGACUUCGAGUUCGACAUGAAGGGCUCCGACGUGAUGGUGUUCCUGCACAUCCAGAAGACGGGCGGCACGGUGUUCGGGCGGCACCUUGUGCACGACCUGGACCUGGAGAAGCCGUGCGAGUGCCAACGCGGGCGCAAGCGCUGCCGCUGCAACCGGCCCAACUCGAGCGGCAAGUGGUGGCUGUUCAGCCGCUACUCGACGGGCUGGAAGUGCGGGCUCCAUGCCGACUGGACCGAGCUGACGGCCUGCGUGGACUCCGCCAUGGACCGCACCGAGAAGACCACCGCCAAGCGGAGGUACUUCUACGUGACGCUGCUGCGCGAGCCCGUGGCCCGCUUCCUGAGCGAGUUCCGGCACGUGCAGCGUGGCGCCACCUGGAGGGGCUCUCGGCACUGGUGCGGGGGACGGGGCCCCACCAGAGAGGAACUGCCACCCUGCUUCAACGGCACCGACUGGAGGGACGUCACCUUCCAGGAGUUCAUAGGCUGCCCGUGGAACCUGGCUGCGAAUCGGCAGACGCGCAUGCUGGCAGACCUGUCCCUGGUGGGCUGUUACAACCGGACGGCAGUGGGGGCGUACGAGCGGGACCUGCUCAUGCUGACGAGCGCCAAGGACAACCUGCGCCGCAUGGCCUUCUUCGGCCUCACGGAGCGCCAGCAGCGCUCGCAGCGCCUCUUCGAGCGCACCUUCAGGCUGCGCUUCCUCAGGCCCUUCGCACAGCUCAACGAGACGCGCAGCACGGCUGCCUUCGGGCAGGUGGGGCCCGAAGAACUGGAGGCGGUGAAGCGCCUGAACCACCUGGACCUGCAGCUCUACGAGUAUGCCAAAAAGCUGAUGGACGACCGCAUCCGAAGGCUCCAGGCCACUCAGGAUCCACCGCCAGCCUUGACAGACGAACUGCCGGUGCCAGAAUAGCUCUUCGGUGCCUCCGAACUGUGCCUCCUAGUCACGGGUGGACGUAGUCUGGCAGCUUGGUGCCGGCUUUAAUGCGUCUGGUUUGGCCACUAGGACAUUGCGCAACCAUAUAUAUCUCCGUGCCCGUCGUGGUGCCUGGCGAGAAAGGACCACACCACGGAAUCCCGACCGGAAUGUUUGUGCCACCCAAACACCGGUGUUGUUGCACAAGCCGACGUAUCCAUUUGCUUUUGUGGACCAAUGCUGGAGUCCGACCGGGCUCGGAACUUGAUGCUCUCCCGGGUGUCUGGAGGUAGCUUUUUUAAGUUGCACACUUGGCUUAACAUGUUCUCUCGGUAUGAUCGAGUAUUGAUGUCCAGACUGUUAUACUCAGUAUUAUUGUCUAGGUCAUGCGAUGGCUCGCCGGGGUGCUAAGCAGCGAGCUGCCGAGCUGACUCCUUUUGACUACUUCUUUGUAAGUUUAUAUGUCUUAGCCUAUCAGACGUAUGCUCACUUCCUGUCAGUUUAGGCUACUGCGUGAUUAUAUUUCGGUAACUGGGCCGCACAGGAAAUGUGCAGGUACUGCGUAGCUCAAAUCGGUCGAGAUAGCUUAACUUCUAAUUCAGUUCUAACGAUUCUCAAUGUCUAGAACAGUGCUGCUAGAACGUCGGUCUACUAUAAUGUUGUUGUCGGCCAUUUAUAGGGUUAAAUACAAAUGUGCAGUUCAGGUUUGUACAGAACCUGAUUGAAAAGAGGAACGGAAAGUAUGCUGCAGGUGUUGUUCUGACUUGCAGUUGUAACACUCCCUAAACGAUUAUGUCAUGUUGGAGGCCUGCUCCAGUGGACAGCUGCUGGUAAGGCACAACUGUCUUGGAUAUUGGAAGUUACGAGGUAUGUUUUCACUGGAUUGUGUAACUUUUGCUUAAUUUCUGCUCUGCAUUUAACGUUGGCUUCGCAUUUGCCGGUUCAAAGUGCUGCGGUUCGUGGCAAAGCGCAUUUUGCACAGAAAGGUAAUACAUGUGCCCAUUUAAGGUUAUGGCAAACAGGAGCAGCUUUUUACCAAACCAUAUUGUAUUGAAUCCAGCCUGCGUAUAUUAAGCAAGGUGACAAAAUAAGGCAGUUUGCUUGCAUCAUCUUCCCUUGCUAGAAAUUAUGCAGCAUGAAUGAAAUGGAUCAAACAGACUCAAUACUGUAAUUCGCCAGAGAGGUGAGGCUAGAUGAGAGAUGUUUAUCUAAAUCUUGGAAAGAUAAACUUUCCUGGAUCAGAAUCUGUAAAUCAGCCAAAAUGUUCCCUAUAAAAUCUGUGUGACUCAGCUAAUUUGUUGUCAGUGUGAAAAAACAACACUCUAGCUGCUGCAGCUUUAAAUUUGGUUUAAAAAAGAAAAAGGCAAUGUGGUGUUUCUUUUAAUAUGUUUGAAUAGGUCACAACUGCCCAUAGCAUGAUGGGGAGGAAAUAGACUGGCUCUGCAAGUUCAUUUCAAUUCAGACUUUUCUUUUUCUUUUCUUUUUCUGUUUGGAGAGGGGAGGCAACAAAAAUGUAAUUCUGACAUUGCCUUUUCUCUAUUUUAUGUAAAAAAAGGUUUAAUUUACUUUUAUUUCAUUUGAGUAGUUUCUUCUCUGUCUACAAAAACUAUUUACCAUCUAGCCUCACUUCCGUCAUAAAUUAUGGUACCCUACCUAACAAAACUAACUUUUGCAGUCCUCUUGAACUGCACUCAAAUUAUUUCGAACAAAACUGCUGAAAAAAGUAACACAUUUUGCACCACACUGAUAUACUGUGAGAAACGCAUCACUUAUGAGGCCAGUGUUUGUGGCAUUUGAAAUCACUGCAAUUACUGCAAAGAGGUAAAGGAACCCAUGAACCGAGUAUAAGGGAACAAAUCUGUGCAGUUGUGGUUUUACAUUUAUAACAGUGUCUUUUACUGUGCAUGUUUUAUCAUUCUCAUGUUUGAGGCAUUUACACUUGGUUCUAACAUUUUUCGUCACUAUUGACAUCUUACAAGUGCUGUACAAGAUUGAGACUCAAUACCUCUCUUUCUGACAUUGACAUUCUUUUUUGUUGUUGUUAUUGCUAAUGCUGCUCUUGCUUGGCAAGUAAAAACACCAAUCCCAAUUAUAUAUACUAAUUAAUCGUGACUAUAUUAAGACCACACAUUGCUCGUAUAAUUUGUAUAUUAAUUGAUUCUGUUUCUGUGUUGAGUAUCAUGCAAAAAUUUAGUUCACAAGCACACCAAUAUGAGGCUCUGAUGGUUCAGUGGAAGCAGCCUAACUUCAGCUCGACUGAAAGCGAAGUGAGAAAAUAAGAAAUGUCCCCGAGAUUAACUUGUAUGUUUUUGUGACUUUAGUAAACUCUGCACAGAAAUAUGGCUAAUUCUUGCAAGUGCCACUUUCUGCUCGUAGCUCUCGUAGCGUUUAUAACUAAUGCAUCGUCAUAAUUCUACCCUAAACGUUUCUUGUGCCUUUGCUUGUAAUGCACAACAUAUUUUGUAGUUUUUAUGACUUAAGGUCAAAUUUGCAUCCUAUUAAGGAGUUAUUGCUAGCUGUAUGUACUGGUGUACUGCAGUAAUAAACAAAACAAAGAUGUGCAAAGGCAUAUAAUCCAUUAGACAAGUUCCUGAUCUGGAGAAGAAAUGCUCAGAAUAGACAAAUCUGAAAGUUGAAAUCGAGAGCUACCUGAAACUAUCCAAAUGUACCAAAAGCUAAUUAUUCUAAUGAAAUUCCGAGCCUUUAAAGGUCUCGAAGCUUUUGUUUAGAGGUACCAAUAGGAAUGCUGCAAGAUAUAUAGUCGUAGCAACUUUUCGUAUUUCUCCCACACUUGUAUACAUAUCUUCAGGCUUCUAUAGACAAUCAAGCAACUUUUCAAGUGCUACGAGUCUCGGCUCUUGACUUCAAGAGGUCACAGUGAAUGCGAUGCUACGUCAGAUACACCGCCAUAUCACUCAUCCCCGUCUUAGGUGUUUCGAGAGGUAAUCGUUCCCCUCAACUUUACUUCUCACGGUUGUAUCCAUCCCACUAGUUUGCCAAGUCACGCGGUAAAACCCUUUGCAACCGAAACUGCCAGGACUCGAAUGCAAGAUGAGAAAACUAAGAGAAAACCAAGCUUCACCUUGCCGAGAUUAUUGAGACUAGCUCUUUAUGCCAGUCUCGACUUGAACCAGAUGGGUGUUGUUUGACGUCUAGCCUAGUCUGUCUAUAUGUAGGACACCUAGCCUAGUCUGGCAAUGUGUCGACCGUGUUGAAUGUAGGGGCCACGAGUGGUGUUAGUUCAAAGUUGUUGGAACAUUUGUGUCUCGAUUUAUAACUCGCGUUUCCUAGAGAAACUGUUGCUCGACUGUUGACGCGUGACGACGUAUAUCUCGAAUCCCCCACGUUCCUGUCUGCAGUGGUUGGCCAUUCCUUCCCGGAGGGGGAUUCGACAAGUUUGCUCUACGUGCCUUGUUGCGAAUCUUGCAGGAACUUGGGAAAAUAUAAGCGAAUAUCUGUCUGACGAUGCAAAGGGUGGGGGGUGAUGUGCUUGCGUGUCGUCGGAGAAAACGGGCAUUACGGAGUUGUAACAAUCAUCUUGACUCACAUAUUGGUUGUCCCCUAUAUGCUUACAUUCUUGGAAGAGAACUCUGGAUCCAAAAUUCUUUGGAUUUUGCAGUGAGCCAAUUGUUGCACUAUGCAGAAGUGAAUGUGAGGAGGCCAAGACCCGUGAACCCCAAAAUCCCAGCUGCUUUUGGAAGUCCAAACGUGCUUGAUCAGUACCCCAGCGCGUGUCGUCACAUUUUUCUCUGAAAAUUCUCUUUGACUCGUCAUUGGCUGAAUUCAUUCUGAAAAUCGUAACCAUUGGUACUUUGCACACUGUGUGGGAAGUUUGUCUUCUGGGCUAUACUUGGAUAGGCGAAACUGAUACGAGUAAAGGCGGCCAUUUUCGUAAAUAUAAGAGAUGUCAGCAGUUGAUCGAAAGUUGUAGACACAGAUGCGUGCAACUUCUAAAAUGAUGUAUAGCAAGUUUUGUACUACUUGAAGCUGCCCUGAAAUAUGUGUGGUUGUUACGUGGAGAAACUUUGUCACCGUGGGCAGCUUGUUGCGCUUGUCGGCGGCUUGUUCUUCCCCCUUUCUUCUUUCGAUUGUUUACUCUCUAAAAGGUAUUUUAUGAGCAAACCUUAGCAAAGUUUGAGGAAGAGCUAUUUUUGUAUGGCCUCUGACUAUUGAUGUAUAGAUAGCACAUUCAAGAACCUGUAUUUCACUAUUUUUUUUGUAUGAUUUAUCUUUUUUUUUUUUUUAUGACCCCUUUGUGACACUGGCGUUUGUAGUCUUGUGUCUAGUACCGGGGUAUUUUGCACCUAUGGUGCCAGGAGAUGCCAGAAUGUUCCAACUCAUGUCACCCUAUUUUGCACUGUGGAUGUUUAGUGUGCAGCUAUGUUUCCAAAGCAUUCAAUACAUUUCAACAGUUUGUCAGCAGGUGCUGUUGCAGGUUUCUUAAUGUGGAGUGGCUCUAAUAUGGUUACUGUGAAGAAAAGUAAGUUUAGCUCAUAAUAAAAGAAAUAAGAGAAUUAUAAAAAUCCAAUAUGCUGCACUGUAAGCUGUGACCAUUUGGUUACUGCUGCCUCAAAGGAAGUUGCAAUAUCGACAUGUGUAGUACACAAUAUAUUUUUCAUUAUAGUUUUGAGCAUGGCAAUCUUGUAUUCUACACAGACAAUUGAGAGAACUGCAGCAGACCUGCUGCUUGACUGAAAAAUUGGCAAACCAGCAUUAUUGGUGUCAUGGUUUUGGGUUCAAAGGCCCAUAGUGUUAAUUGCCCUCCUCACUAUCCCAUCAACUUCUUUUUUUAAGCCAGUUAUAUACCCUUGGAAUCGCCGUGGUACAUAUCUAUGUACAUAUGGAUUUACCUGCCCCGUUGUGCUUCGAGUGGAAGAUUUUGUUACAGUGCACAGCGUUAUUUUGAAGUGUGUGUAUUAUUGUGUUCCAAGUGUCUAUGUGAUGUGCGAGAGACGGAAUAUCAAGAAGGCAUGCAUUUGUUGAGAGACAGUUCAUAGGCAGGUUUGCCAUCCAUCUGCCAAACAUAUCAUGAGGCACGUGUUAGAACAAUUGUGGUCUUUUCGGUGAUUGCCUCAUCGCCGAAAGAUUAUCGUUGUAAAGCAUUUCCAAAUACAUUCUUUAGUUGCGUGACCCCUGAAACAUUCAUUUUAUGUUCUACCAAAGGAAUUUCGGCACAAUAGAAAGCGAUAUUGGGAUUCAUUGACCGAUGAAAUUUGCCUGGUCUCAUUCACAUAUUCAUUUGGUGAAACAUACCUAAGCACACGCAAACCUCCACGCUUCAAGGUGCAGUGAAAUACAAUUUUGUUAAAAGUA